ACUCCUGCAGAGCUCUGUUACACACUUGCAGUCUCAGACCGGGUCUCCCCCCUGAGCAUCAUCUCCACCAUCAGAGAUCCUCCCUUGUGUCUGCGUUCUGCUGGGUGGACGCACGCCCCACAGUCACCAUUUCUGCCCCGGAGAGUUCCAGGCUGGCAGCGCAGCCCCUUCCCAGGCUGAGCAUCGGGCGGAAGACCCUGGUGGCAGCUGCGGUGGGGGUCAUGCUGGUCCUGGUUCUGGUGGUCCUCAUCCCUGUGCUCGUCAGCUCUGUGGGUGCUGGUGGCACAGAUGACAGCGCGAGCCACUAUGAGAUGCUGGGUACCUGCCGGAUGGUCUGCGACCCCUUCCCUAGCACGGGCACCACGGGAACAGGUAUCCACACAGACACAUCAACCAGUGGCUUUUUGGUGGACAAUGAAGAAGACCUAGGUGAUCACAGCAUCGGCCCUCCACUGCCUACAUACAGCGCAAAUAGCCCACAAGGCAAACCUGGACGUCCAGGCAAGCCUGGACCUCCUGGACCUCCUGGAGAACCAGGUCCACCAGGUCCAAGGGGACCACCAGGGGACAGUGGAGACAUGGUUCGAACAGGGAUCCUCGGAGCGGUUAGCACAACCACCUACAACACCACCCCUCGGGUGGCGUUUUACGCAGGACUACGAAACCCCCAAGAAGGCUAUGACAUUCUCCGAUUCGAUGAUGUGGUGACUAACAUUGGAGGAAACUACGAGGGCGCGACAGGCAAGUUCACCUGUAAGAUUCCAGGCACCUACUUUUUCAUCUACAAUGUGCUGAUGAGAGGAGGAGACGGCACCAGCAUGUGGGCUGACUUGAUCAAAAAUGGUCUGGUCAGGGCCAGUGCCAUCGCCCAAGACCAAGACCAGAGUUAUGACUAUGCCAGCAACAGUGUCAUACUUCAUUUGGAUGCGGGUGAUGAGAUUUUUAUCAAACUGGAUGGGGGCAAAGCUCAUGGGGGCAACAGCAACAAAUACAGCACCUUUUCAGGGUUCAUCCUGUACGCUGACUGACGAUUGGGCAGAACAGGAGGCUUGGAGGUGAAAGGUCCCAGCUGGCAGACAUUUACUUCCUGACUUCCACUCGGCAUUCUUGCAGUGAGGUUAAUGUCACAGCCAUUAAUCCACAGUCUUUAAAGUAAUGUAGUGAUGCACGCUGGGGAUUUGUAGUUAUUGCUAAUCUCUUCAUCUGUUUAUAUCCAACAUACAUACUGGGUGCCUAUGCUGCUAACAAUAUGACCAUGUGUCACAUAGGCUGCAGCAACAACUGUGACGGCUCAGAGAGGUCACGCCAUCAUUCCUUAGCUGUCAUGUCAAAUUCGAGUCUGGAAACACCACAGUCGUGGCGGCCUCAGUGUUUCUAAAUAUGCUCUUUGGGUUUAUGUUAAGGUUAUGUUUCUUUUCUUUCACAUGCUGUUUGUAUACUAAAAUGUUUUGCAUCGGUGGAGGAGUCCUGCCUCAAGAAAUUUGUCAAAUAUUGGUCAUAGGAAUUAUAUUAUGAUAUCUGAAUGCCAGAGAGUGUAAGAAAAGGUUUUAUUGUGGUGAUUUAGAAAGCUUGUCAUAUAUUAUGCCUACAUUACAGCUCCUAAAACAUUUAUUGGCAUCCCUGAUGAAGAUGUGGAAAAAGCCUUAAAAUAAAGCCUUGUUUUAAUGCAGUAGCAUAAGGUCACAGAAAAUGCUACAGUCCUCCAACAGCGAGCUUUGGAGGUUUUCCUUUACUUUCCUAGUUGUCUUGUUUUAAACUCGUUUAUUGCUACUACCAUCUCACUGCCUUCCUUAUUUUAAAGAGGGCCUCUGUGUCAUACAUUUACAUCCAAGGAAAACAUUAAUUCAUGGAUCAUAAAUUAAAAACUAUAACCGCAGGAAAGCAGUUAUGAAAAGCAUUCAAGCCUGCUUUAGCAAGUCUAGCCCUUAUGCAAUAACGUCUCUACAAAGGUUGUUUCUCCCUUAGGUUGACUUAUUGGGUUGUUGCCCAAGAAAAAAAAAAACCUAAAAGUCUCUUAAAUCUUAAAAAUGCAUAUACAAAGCUGCAUGCAAAUUUAUUCACUUAUUUUUCUUGCAAACUAAACCUCUCCAUAUUAUAUCACUCUCUAGUGUUGGACAUCUGCCAAAUUUGUUACACUGUUCACUGUUUACCGUGUCUAAUAUUUGACAAACUAACAAUCACUUCAAUUCAAUCAAUUCAAUCUAUUUAGCAACAAGGCUUUGGUCGAACUUGGCUUUCUUGUGUUUUAAGAGUUCAAAUAUUUGGCUUCUCUCUGGAUAGGAUAUGCAAAUUUCUAGGUCAUUAAGGCUGUAAUAUUUUUGUUGAAGGUUUUUUUGGGAUGUAGUAAAAAAAAAAAACACAGGGUCAUGGCCAUGCUUAUCUGAUGCAGAGUCCAUCCAUCCGUUUUCUAUACCCACUUUUUCCGAACAGGGUCACGGGGGAGCAGAUGCCUAUCUCCAGAGGUCUACGGGCGUAAGGCAAGGUACACCAUGGCCAGGGCCCCAUUCGUACCUAAGGACAGUUUAGUGCUACCAAUUAACCUAACAGUUAUAUUUUUUUGGAAUUAGUAUUUUUUUAUUCUAAGUAUGUACUGCAUAAAAAUGCUUAGGGAAGUCCACUGUUUUUUUUAUUUUUAUGGUUUAGGCUGCAGUAUGAGCUUUAUAGGAGUAGAAACAAAAUGGAGGAAAACAGAGUUUCAUGCUGUGCUGGAUGCAUGAACUUUGAAACCCUAAUAAUGAUAAAAAUAUUUGUGGGACCUAGUAUUAUGUCCUAUCAUGGAUCUUUUUGCACAUUGACUAAACUUACUCAAGUUUAAGGUUGAAUUUUUCUACUAAAACCAUCCAUCCAUCCAAUCAAGGAUAUCAAGGACCAUAUCUCAUAACCACGGGAAAGGGUUGGAACAUAGACAGACCAGUAAAUUGAGAAAUUAGCUUUUUGGCCCAGCUCUUUCUUCACCACAACAUACUGCAGCAAUGCAUUACUGUUGAAAAGGCCCUAAUUCAUCUAUCUAUUUCUUGCUCCAUCCUAUCACAACCUGUGAACAAGACACUGAUAUACCAAAGUUCCUUAAUUUGAGGCCAAUCCCCAACCCGAAGGGAUUAAUCCACCUUUAUGUGAUUGAGAACCAUGGUCCCAGGCUUAGGGGAGCUGACUGUCUUGAUGGCUUUACAAUCAGCUGUGAACUACCAGUGAACGCUGAAGGUCAUGGCCUGUAGAUGCAAACCACAUCAACUGCAGCAUGCUAAAUUUAGACCCUGAGGUUCCUAAAACACACACCCCCUAUGAAAUAAUUGAACCCCACAAACAGGAUCCAGGGAAGGGGCAGAACACAACGUUUGCUGAGGUAAAACAGGGACCGCAGAAAGCCCUUCAAAGCAUUCCUAACACCCCAUAAUCCUGCUGCAACCCCAAAAAAUGCCCCAGGGAAUGAGGUUUAAAAAUAUUUUCAAAUCUACACUGUAGUCCAGAGAACCAAACUCCUGUGACAACCCCCUGCCCCCCUCAGUAGCUCCACAAAGGUUAAGAUCUGGUCUGUUGUGCCAUGGCCAAGGCAAAAGCUACACUGCUCCUCCUGUCAGUCAGAGCAUUCCUUUCUAACACCCUAAAGUAAGCUUUUCCAUGGUGUCUGAGUAAGAUUACACAACUGCAAUACAGAUAUUUAUUUUAAGGCUUUUAACAUAUCUUUACCUGAAGUGCCAAUAAAUGUAUAGGGUGCUGUUAUAUUUGGCAUAUUGUACUUGUAUAAAUUGUAAAUUCAAUAUGAAGUCUUUGUAUUUUAACACAUUUAAAGCACUAUUAACCUUGUACAUUAUAUUGUGUUUAUAAUAACAUGAUGUGUGUGUUGAUUGAUGACUGUGUGACUUCACUAUGUAAUGUGCAGAUUUAAUUCUUUGAUCAAUGCAUGCAACUGAAGUUGAAAUGUUUCGUUUCCAUAAAAUGAUAAAUGACCAUUUAAAGCUGUUUUAAAAAGCUAGCCGUGAGCGUUAUUUGCUGCUUUUACUUACAAACUUUAAUUAAAAGAACCACUUUUUUGUAUUUACUCACAUUAUACACAGUUAUUGUCACUCACCUCAUCAGGUUCAAAGAUGAGCCGCUCUGAUCUCCACAUUAAUCUGUGAAACCAGCAUUUAGCCCUCCAAAUGUUACACAAAAAAAAAGAGUCUCAGCAGCACAGCAAGAGGCAAUCAACACAGAGGACAUCACAGCUAUGUUAAAUGCCAAAUGAAGAGGGAGAUUACUGUGAUUCACGAUCAAAGAAGAUAUGUUGUUUUUGGACCCAUGAUAUGGCAGGAGCAAGUAAGAAGACGGGUGUACGGACAGAUCACAACAAAACUCAGAUCUGAGCUGCAAAGGGAUCCAAGGCAAAUUAAGCUCUGCUGUGACUGCAACACAACUGUCAAGCACAAGAAAAUAGCUCUUGGGCAUGAACUGUUGAAACAGUCUGUUUUCUCAAGCGCUUCUUUGACAAUAUGAAAUUCUUUGGACACGGUUCACCUUUGACAUGGGCCACCACACUGCCCCUUGUCCAGAUUGAAACAAAAAGUUCAAAUUUCAAAUGUAAAAUGUGAGGCAGAUGUUUAGACUUGGAAACAAAGGAUUGAUUCAGUGCAAUAACAUUAAAAACUGGUUAGAAUGAUAAAAGGGGACAGGAUCACCACAAUGAGGUCUACUGUCUUGGCUGUUAUCUCUUUAACUACUCUGUGCAUUAAGAGCCAAGAAGCCUUCCGGUUUAAACUGAAGCUUGUCUUAAGACAGCAAAAAAGUCCUCCAGACACAAUUAAGACUGAAGUUUAGUGCAUAGGCAGAGGUCAACGGAGCCACGUGGUUGUAUAGUAUGCCACGCCAGCACAGGCUGCUUUCUCCUUGCAGGGUGUAUGAGCACAUCGUCACAUUAGAGACUUCAUGUCACAACGUCAAAGACAAACGCCCCCAGUUGUGGGAGAAGCCAAGCUCUCGCUGCCGAGGCACUCGGAUGCGUGGGUGCCCUCAAUGUCUGCAACAUCUGUGCAUUUUCUUGAAGUCUUUGAGUGACAUGAGUGCAUCAACAUCAAGAGACCGCAAAUGCUGAACACAUCAAUGAAUUAUUGUCUGAACAUUCAUCCGCAAAAAGAAAAAUGUUUCUGAAAUCUUUAUGAAAGCAAUCAAGAGAUGGAAUAGAUUGAUAAACAAAAGUAAUAACUAUAUACUUGCAUGGAUUAAAAACUACAUAUAAUGCUG
This is a messenger RNA of Girardinichthys multiradiatus, 5217 nucleotides long. Its product is annotated as C1q-related factor-like. The record is from RefSeq and is a predicted model, not a curated record. The coding region runs from base 222 to 1028 and encodes 268 amino acids. Lineage: Eukaryota; Metazoa; Chordata; Actinopteri; Cyprinodontiformes; Goodeidae. The transcript is spliced from 2 exons. Gene Ontology annotation, molecular function: protein binding.